UCAGGAUUCUUCAAGGGCACGUCUGCUGACCAGGACAGACGUUUCUCUGACAAAGAGAUAAAACUGCUCAAAUCCAUGAAAUUCCCACCAGAGUUUGACAAGAAGGUCGAUAUGCGCAAAGUCAACUUGACCGUUAUCAGACCUUGGAUUGCUAAAAAGGUUACUGAACUUGUAGGUUUUGAAGACGAAGUGGUAGUCGAGUAUGCUAUGGGUCUCCUUGAAGAUCAACAAGAGCCGACACCUGAUCCUAAGAAGAUGCAGAUAAACCUGACCGGAUUUUUGACCAAAGAUACUCCGGCUUUCAUGACUGCGCUAUGGAACCUUUUGCUCGAAGCCCAGUCAGAUGUUACUGGUGUACCCCGAACAUUCGUCGAAGAGAAGAAAGCAGAGAUGAGGAAGGCUCGAGAGAACGACACCCGAGUCAUCGACGAACGAGACCGCCGAGCUAGGUUAGAUGACAUCCGAGAUGGUGACCGCGGCGGUCGUGGUCGUGGAAGGGGCAGAGGUCGUGGAAGAGGACGUGGUGGAUACGACGAUAGUGGUCGGUCGCGUGAUCAAGGCUGGGGUGGCCGUGGUGGUGGGCCAGGUGGAGUGAGUAUCAUUUCUGCCGGUUGUUUUAUAUGA
Messenger RNA from Desarmillaria tabescens, 624 nucleotides. RefSeq names its product PWI domain-containing protein. The annotation marks the transcript as partial. Gene Ontology annotation, cellular component: spliceosomal complex. Gene Ontology annotation, molecular function: RNA binding. The record is from RefSeq and is a predicted model, not a curated record. Gene Ontology annotation, biological process: mRNA processing; regulation of mRNA splicing, via spliceosome. NCBI's taxonomy places the organism in Eukaryota, Fungi, Basidiomycota, Agaricomycetes, Agaricales, Physalacriaceae. The transcript has 3 exons.